This is a messenger RNA of Suncus etruscus (white-toothed pygmy shrew), 20524 nucleotides long. It is a transcript of the gene PCLO, whose product is annotated as piccolo presynaptic cytomatrix protein. The record is from RefSeq and is a predicted model, not a curated record. Gene Ontology annotation, molecular function: metal ion binding; structural constituent of presynaptic active zone; protein binding. NCBI's taxonomy places the organism in Eukaryota, Metazoa, Chordata, Mammalia, Eulipotyphla, Soricidae. Gene Ontology annotation, biological process: presynaptic active zone assembly; protein localization to synapse. The transcript is spliced from 26 exons. The coding region runs from base 10 to 16053 and encodes 5347 amino acids. Gene Ontology annotation, cellular component: glutamatergic synapse; cytoskeleton of presynaptic active zone; GABA-ergic synapse.
AGCUGAGCCAUGGGCAACGAGGCGAGCCUGGAAGGGGAAGGGGAAGGGCUCCCCGAAGGACUGGCGGCGGCCACCGGAGGAGGGGCUGGCGGGGCGGGGAGCUCCCUGCACCCCGCGCUCCCGGCCGGCAUGGAGGCGGACCUGAGCCAGCUGAGCGAAGACGAGCGGAGACAGAUCGCGGCUGUCAUGUCAAGGGCGCAGGGGCUGCCCAAGGGAAGCGUGGCCUCGGCCGCUGCGGAGCCGCCCUCCAUGCACAGGAAACAAGACUUGGAUAGCAGUCAUUUUCCAAAGGAACCAGGAAAGUCACCUGACUCAGUCCGUGCAGUUCAGCCUGGUCUCAGUAAGAGUAGAACUACAGACACUUUCCGCUCAGAGCAGAAGUUGCCUGGAAGGAGUCCUUCCACUAUUAGCUUAAAAGAAUCCAAGUCCAGAACUGAUUUUAAGGAAGAGCACAAGUCUAGUAUGAUGCCUGGCUUCCUUUCUGAUGUUAACCCUUUAAGUGCUGUCUCCUCUGUUGUAAAUAAAUUCAAUCCUUUUGAUUUGAUAUCAGACUCUGAGGCCUCCCAGGAAGAAACCGCCAAGAAACAAAAAGCAGCUCCAAAAGAACAAGGAAAACCUGAAGCAAUCCCCAAGGCUCCAUUGCAGCAAUCACCCAAGCCAGUUCCUAAGCAGCAAGGCUCUGUGAAGACUCCCCUUCAGCAGGAUGUUUCCUCAAAAACUGUACCUUCUCAGCAACUAGAAAAGAUGAAAUCACACCCUUCAGGAAAGCCAACCCAGGGGCUGACCCAGGCUCCUCAGACUGAUCAGAUCAAAAUGCCCCUUCAAAGAGAUGCGACCAAGCCUCAGACUAAACAGUCAGAUUCAGUAAGGGGAGAAUCAGAUAAAAUUUCAGCACAAAGUGCAUCUAAACCACCUCUUCAGCAGGCAAGUUCUGGAAAACCUCUAGCUGUGCAGACUGGACCUGAAAAAGUUGCAAGGCCACAACCAGGGCCUCCAAAGUCCCUGGCUCAGCAGUCAGGGCCUGGGAAGCCCCAAGCUCAACCAUCAGGAACUGUAAAACCUUCACCUCAGCCUCUGACAACAAAGCCUGCAGCCCAAACUCCCGGGACAAUGAAACCUGCAACUCAGCAGCCUGGACCAAAGUCUCCAGCUCAGUCUCAUUUACCUGCAAAGCCUCAAGUUCAGCAGGCUGCAUCAGAAAAGCCUCUAUCACAGCAGCCUGGGACCAAGCCUGUAGUGCAGUCUCCUAUACCUGCAAAGUCUCCAGUUCAGCAGCCAGGGCCAACAAAGCUCCCAGCCCAGCAAGUAGGCACUCCAAAGUCUUCAGCUCACCAACCUACUACACCAUCACUUAGUCAGCCACCUGGGCCUGCAAAAACUCCUGCUCAGCAGCCUGGACCAGGGAAGACUCCAUCUCAGCAACCUGGUCCAGCAAAAAUCACUCCUCAACAACCUGGCCCACCAAAGCCAGUAGCUCAGCAGCCAGGUCCAGCAAAGCCAGCAGCUCCAUCUCCAGGCCCAGCAAAGCCAGCAACACAACAGCCAGGCCCAGCAAAGCCAGCAACUCAACAGCCAGGCCCAGCAAAGCCGGCCACUCAACAGCCUGGCCCAGCAAAACCUUUAGUGCAGCAGUCUGGCCCAGCAAAGCCAGAAGCUCAACAGCCUGGCCCAGCAAAGCCCUCUUCACAACAGCCUGGCUCAGCAAAGCCUUUGGCACAACAGCCUAACCCAGCAAAACCCUCAGCUCAACAGCCUGGCGCAGCAAAGCCCUCACCACAACAGCCUGGCUCAACAAAGCCAUUAGCUCAGCAAUCUAUGAAACCAGGAAGCCAAAUAGGAGUUGGGAAACCUGCACAGCCAUCAGUUUCUCCAUCUUCCGGACAGACUUCAGUACAAGGCCUCCCUAAAACCAUCUGUCCUCUUUGCAAUACCACUGAACUUCUGUUGAAUGUUCCAGAAAAGGCCAAUUUUAACACAUGCACUGAGUGUCAAACCACUGUAUGUAGUCUCUGUGGUUUUAAUCCCAAUCCUCAUCUAACUGAGAUAAAGGAGUGGCUCUGUUUAAACUGUCAGAUGCAAAGAGCUCUGGGAGGUGAACUGACUCCAGUUCCAUCAUCACCGCAGCCUAAAUCGAAGACUGCCUCUGCUAUUCCUGCAUCAGUAGCGAGCAAACCAUCCCCACCGAUUUCUCCAAAAAAGGACAUUGUACCCAAACCAUCCCCACAGAUUUCUCCAAAAAAGGACGUUGUACCCAAACAGGAUACUUCAAUGGUGCCUGACUCUAAAAAACCCCCACCACUAGUAAAACAAUCUACUCUUCAUGGUUCUCCCCCGGUCACGGUGAAGCAACCUCCAGCGGUAGAUGCCACAUCCAAGUCCACUCCUUCCAAAGAGCCUCCUGCAUCAUCUGAGCAGGCCACAGUCCCCCCAGUUGAUGACAAACCAAAGCUGCCUAAAAUGGCCAAACCAGUCACAGAUGCUGUGUCUUCAUCCUCAGUAACCACAAAACCUGAUACUCCAAGUUCAAAAACGCAGCCACAGGAUCAAGAGAAAAAAACCUUACUUCUCAAAACAGAUUCUGCCAAGCCUUCACAAAGUUUUCCACCAACAGGAGAGAAAGUCACCUCAUUGGAUUCCACGGUCAUACCACGGCCCGCAUCAGAUUCAAAAAUUGUUUCACAGCCUGGGUCUAGUUCAGAGAACAAAGGUCAAAAGCAAGCUGAUUCCAUUCAAAAGAGGGAAGAACCCAAGAAAGCACAAACCAAAACGAGUCCCAAGCCAGAAGGCAAGCCAGUGCCAAAAGGGUCAUCAGCAACCCCAGGCCCACAGCCUGGUCAAACUGCCCCUGUUUCUCAACCACCUCCCAAGGAGCAGUCAAGACGCUUCAGUCUGAAUCUGGGAAGUAUUACUGAUGCCCCUAAAUCACAACCCACGACUCCUUCAGAAAGUGUGACUGGAAAACUCUUUGGCUUUGGAGCUUCAAUCUUUAGUCAAGCAUCAAGUCUAAUCUCCACGGCAGGCCAGCCUAGUUCUCAUGCACAAGGUGGACCAGGAACCCUGAGCAAACAGGCUCCAUCUCCUUCACAGCCUCCCGCUUCUCAGGUGACACCUAAAUCUACAGGUCAGGCUCCACCAACACCUGCAAACAUUGUCCCUGUGAAAAAAGAAACAAAAGCACCAGGAGUUGAAAAAUUAGAGUCCAAAGCUGAAAAAGUUCCACCUGUAAAAAGAACAGAAACAGAAAGGAAACCUCCACUUACUAAGGAUACUAAACCUUCCACAACUGAUCCUCAAAAAGCUGCUGCUCCACCCAAACCUGAAAAAAUACCCAAACCAGAAUCUGUCUGUCCUCUCUGCAAAACUGAACUUAAUAUGGGUUCUAAGGAUCCUCCUAACUUCAACAUUUGCACUGAAUGCAAGAAACAAGUGUGUAAUCUCUGUGGAUUUAAUCCUACACCACACUUGACUGAGAUACAAGAAUGGCUUUGUUUAAAUUGCCAGACCCAGAGAGCUAUGUCAGGACAACUUGGAGACAUAGGGAAAAUGCCAUCUGCGCAACAGGGACUAAAGGCAUUUUCUAUGCGUGUCUCAGCAGAACAGCCUUCUCAGAAAGUAACAACCCCUGCACAAAUAAAAGUGAAAAAGAAGGACCAAGAUGUAAAAUUAGAAGUUGAGAAAACCAUUCCAGAAAAAGAAAAAGAAACCCCUUUGACUGAAAAAAUACCCCAUAAAGUAGUCACAGAUCAAAAACAAGAGAUUAAAGUAGAGAAAGACAAAACUUCAGCCCCUCAAGAAAAAAAGCCACUUACUGAAGACAAAAAGUUACUAUCAGAAGAGAUAAAAACACCCUCUGAAGAAAAAAAGCAAACUCAGAAAGAAAAAGCACCCCCAAUUGACAAAAAGCCACCAUCAGAGGAGAAAAAAGCACCUCCUCAAGAGAAAAAGCCAACCCCUAUAGAUAAAAAAUCUUCCCUUGAAGACAAAAAGGCUCUAACAGAAGAAAAGGCAGCAAAGCCAACCCCUAUAGAUAAAAAAUCUUCCCUUGAAGACAAAAAGGCACUACCAGAAGAAAAGGCAGCAAAGCCAAUCCCUAUAGAUAAAAAAUCUUCCCUUGAAGACAAAAAGGCACUACCAGAAGAAAAAAAGACAGCAAAGCCAACCCCUAUAGAUAAAAAGUCUUCCCUUGAAGUCAAAAAAGCACUACCAGAAGAAAAAAAGGCAGCCUAUGAAGAAAAGCCAACCCCUAUAGACAAAAAGCCUCCCCUUGAAGACAAAAAGGCAGAAGAAAAAAGGACAAUCCUUGAAGAAAAAAAGCCAACUCCUAAAAAGUCCAUCUUAGAGGAUAAAACAUUACCCCCAGGAAUCAAAGCCUCAUCUACAGAAGAGGAAAAGAAACAUGACUUACUUAAAACUCAAAUUCAGAUUGCUAAAGAAACACCUGAAGACAAAGUAUCUCCAAAGGCUAUGGAAGAAGUGGAACAACACCCAAUCAAGAUGGAAGAUGAACCUUCUGGCUUGCCUGAGAGUUUGACUAAGGAAGAUGAUGAGUCUACUCAAAAACUGAAAGAACAGACUCAGGAAGUUUGCACAGCAAAGCCUGAACAGGUUGAAUCUGGGAAAGAAAAAACAGAAAAGGAAGAUGACAAAUCAGACACCUCAAGUUCUCAGCAGCCGAAAAGCCCACAAGGUCUGAGUGAUACUGGAUAUUCUUCAGAUGGAAUAUCAGGUUCUCUUGGUGAAAUUCCAAGCCUUCUACCCAGUGAUGAAAAGGAUUUGCUCAGGGGACUCAAAAAAGACUCAUUUUCACAAGAAAGCAGCCCUUCUAGCCCCUCAGAUUUGGCUAAAUUAGAAAGUACUGUUCUGUCCAUUUUGGAAGCUCAGACAAGUACACCUGAUGGAAAAUCUGAAAAGAAAAUACAGUCACUUGAAAUGGUUUCUGAGCAGUCCAAGGACCAGCAGAAACCCCAGAGUUUAUCUGAAACACCAAAACCUGUGGUGUCAGAAGAACUCAAAAAGAUUCAAGAAGAAAAAGACUCUUUAAAAAAAGAUGGUCAGCAAGACUUUUCUUCCAAAAAGGAUCAUAAAGAAAAGUCUGAGCUUGUUGAUAACGUUCCUGUGAGAAGGCUUCCUUAUGAUUCUGUGGAAGAUAGCAGUGAAAGUGAAAACUCACCUGUUCCUCAGAGAAAAAGGAGACUGAGCAUUGGUUCCUCAAGCAGCGAAGAUUAUAAACAGGAAGACAGUCAGGGCUCAGACGAGGAAGAGGAAGACUUUAUCCGAAAACAGAUCAUAGAAAUGAGCGCUGAUGAAGAUGCUUCAGGAUCUGAUGAUGAUGAAUUCAUCAGGAACCAGAUCAAGGAGAUCAGUAGUAGCCUUGAAAGCCAGAAAAAGGAAGAAAUUAAAGGAAAGGGGAAAGCAGCAGCAGGGAAACACAGGCGACUGACCCGAAAAAGUAGUACCAGCUUUGAUGAGGAUCCUGGGAGACGCCAUUCUUGGCAUGAUGAAGAUGAUGAGACAUUUGAUGAGAGCCCUGAACUUAAGUACAGAGAAACCAAAAGCCAGGAGAGUGAAGAACUUGCACUCACUGGAGGAGGAGGGCUCCGUAGAUUCAAAACAAUUGAACUCAACAGCACAAUAGCAGAUAAAUAUUCUGCUGAGUCCUCACAGAAAAAAACAGCUUUGUAUUUUGAUGAAGAGCCAGAAUUAGAAAUGGAAAGCUUGACAGACUCCCCAGAAGAUAGGUCAAGGGGGGAAGGGUCUUCUAGUCUUCAUGCUUCCAGUUUCACUCCUGGUACCUCCCCUACAUCAGUGUCAUCACUUGAUGAGGACAGUGAUAGUAGUCCAAGCCACAAAAAAGGAGAGAGCAAACAGCAACGUAAGGCUCGACACAGAUCACAUGGCCCUCUCUUACCUACUAUUGAAGAUUCUUCUGAGGAGGAAGAAAUGAGAGAGGAGGAAGAAUUAUUGAAGGAACAAGAAAAACAAAGAGAAUUAGAACAGCAACAAAGAAAAAGUUCAAGUAAAAAAUCAAAGAAAGACAAAGAUGAGCUUAGAGCCCAGAGACGGAGGGAAAGACCCAAAACACCACCCAGUAACCUCUCUCCUAUAGAAGAUGCUUCUCCAACAGAAGAAUUACGUCAGGCUGCAGAAAUGGAGGAGCUUCAUAGAUCUUCAUGUUCUGAAUAUUCACCUAGCAUAGAAUCAGACCCAGACGGUUUUGAAAUAAGCCCAGAAAAAAUAAUAGAAGUGCAAAAAGUGUAUAAAUUGCCCACAGCUGUGUCUUUAUACUCACCGACAGAUGAGCAGUCUAUUAUGCAAAAAGAAGGUGGUCAAAAGGCAUUAAAAAGUGCUGAGGAGAUGUAUGAAGAAAUGAUGCAUAAGACCCAUAAAUAUAAAGCAUUUCCAGCUGCAAACGAACGAGAUGAAAUGUUUGAAAAAGAGCCUUUGUAUGGUGGCAUGUUGAUAGAGGAUUAUAUUUAUGAAUCUUUAGUAGAGGACACCUACAACGGGUCAGUAGAUGGCAGUCUGCUGGCAAGGCAAGAUGAUGAAAAUGGAUUUCUACAGCAGAGAGGAAGAGAACAAAAAGUCAGACUUCCAGAGAAAAUUUAUGAAGACCCUAUGCAAAAAAUUACAGACCUCCAGAAAGAAUUUUAUGAGUUAGAAAGUCUACAUUCUGGUGUGCCUCAAGAAGACAUUGUUUCAAGCUCUUUUAUCAUUCCAGAAAGUCACGAGAUAGUGGAUCUGGGUAGUAUGGUAACUUCUACCAGUGAAGAAAAAAAAUUAUUAGAUGCCGAUGCUGCAUAUGAAGAACUAAUGAAGAGGCAACAGAUGCAAUUAUCAUCGGAAUCCAUCUCUACUCAGCCCCUGAUCAAGGAUGAAGUGACAGAUUCUAUGGACUUUGACAGGAUGCCUGAUUCAUCUAUGACAUCAAGUAUUCUCUCAGGAGCUUCUCUUACAGACUCAACUAGCAGUGCAACACUCUCGAUCCCAGAUGUUAAAAUAACCCAACAUUUUUCAACAGAAGAAAUCGAAGAUGAAUAUGUAAUUGAUUAUACAAGAGAAAUUCAAGAGAUAAUUUCUCAUGAAUCACUGAUUUUGACCUACUCUGAGCCUUCAGAAAGUGCAACAUCUGUCCCACCCUCAGACACACCUUCCCUCACAUCAUCAAUUUCUUCUGUUUGUACCACAGAUAGCUCCUCACCCAUAACUACGCUAGAUAGCAUAACCACGGUUUAUACAGAGCCAAUAGACAUAGUAACUAAAUUGGAAGAUUCUGAGGAAAUUUCAUCAUCAAUGUAUUUUCAAGGUAGCAUUAUAGACUAUCCAGAAGAAAUAAGUGUGCCUUUAGAUCAGGUUUCCAUGCCAGAUAGUAGAACUAGUACUGAUCAUAUUGUGAUAGCCAUAUCUGAUAUGGCACCUCCUGUCACAGAGUCUAUUGGAACUAAACAUGAAGGACUAUUUCAUGACACUCAAUCAACUGAUUCAGGUCUAUCUGAAAAAGCACCAGUUAAGAAAGCCAAGAAGGAAACUGGGAGUGGAACUAUUCUAGAAGUUUUGGACGCUUACAGAGAUAAAAGGGAAGAGUCUGAGACUGAACUAACAAAAAUUAGCUUACCUGAAACUGUUUUUGACCAGUUUGCUUCUUCUGUAACAGCUCUUCCAGUGAAAGAGCAGGUGCCAAGUUCACAAUACGUACCUGGAGAGAUCUUUGGUCAGACAAAGCCAGCAUCUCAGCUGCCACCUAGCCACUAUUCUGUUUCCUGUCUUCCAACUAAAACUCGUCCAUUCUUUCGAAGUUCUUCUUUGGACAUUUCUGCCCAGCCCCCUCCGCCUCCUCCUCCGCCUCCUCCCCCACCUCCGCCACCUCCUCCUCCACCACCCCCACCGCUCCCUCCACCAACCUCACCUAAACCAACCAUUCUUCCUAAAAGAACAUUAACAGUUACAGCUCCAGUGAGUAUAACUUCUACAGCUACGCCUCUAGUUGAGCCUGUUUCUACUUUAGUGGCCACAGCUGUUCCCAAAAGUAAUGGGUUACCUGUAGCACCUGUCUCAAAAAUAAGUACAAUUGCACCUCCUCCAGUUCCUCCUAAGCCAUCUUCCAUUCCAUCUGGACUUGUAUUUACACAUAGACCUGAGCCAAGCAAACCUCCCAUUGCCCCUAAACCUGUAGUUCCUCAGCUUCCAUUAAUGACUCAAAAACCAACCGAUGCACAACCCAAACCAACAGGUCUGUCUUUAGCUUCAAAUAUGACAUUGAAUUUGGUGACAACAGCAGAUUAUAAAUUGCCUUCCCCUACUUCCCCUCUUUCUCCUCAUUCUAACAAAUCCUCACCAAGAUAUUCCAAGUCCCUUAUGGAAACUUAUGUGGUCAUCACAUUACCAUCUGAACCUGGAACCCCAACAGAUUCUUCAGCAGGUCAGGCCAUUACCAGUUGGCCCCUGGGAUCACCUCCCAAAGACCUGGUAUCUAUUGAGCCAGUGUUUUCUGUAAUUCCUCCCAUGCGAACAACAGAAAUGCCAAGUUCUUCAGAACAGAGCCUAUAUGUCUCUGGUGCUUUGGAGACAUUUUCUGGUGUUCCUGUCACAACCCUUUCUUCAUUUCAAUCUGCCCCAGAUUCAUUUCCACAUUUUCUUACAACUGAAGCUUCCAAAGCUGAGGUUUCUGAAGCCAAAGGUAUAGUCUCCAGUGUUGGUCUCAGCACUGUCUCUGUAUCAAUUCCUCCAGAGUCUUUUGCUCAAGAAAAUCAACAUCUAGAGAAACAGCAGCUUAGAGAUAAUAGAAAAUCACAUCAUGUCAGUGAUGCCAUUGAUUUACGGACAAUGCCCAAAGUAGAAGUUAAAGUAACAGAAAAAGGUAUGGAUCUUUCUGCUUCUGCAGUGGAUGUGAAGAGGCCUACCACAACAAGUGAAAUCUAUGGGAGACAUACUAGUGCUGUUCAACCUUCUGUUAUCAAUCUCAGUGUAACUUCAUCAGUUAUGACUCCACUGUCCAUGGCCACUGAGACAGUGACCUUUGUCACGUGCACACCUAGUGUAAGUUAUACCACAAGCACAGAAAGCCUUGUGUGUAUAGAACAUGCAAAAGAAACACCCCUUCAGCUUAAAACUUCAAUUCAGGCUGAAUCUCAAUACAAGAUGCCAAGUAGUCAGACUUUUUCUACAGUUAGGGAAGAAGUACCAAUAAAUUUAUCAUUAAGCACAUCAGCACAUGCAGUGGGGUUGGCUGUUACAAAACCUGUUACUGUUCCUCCAGUUGGUAUAUCAAAUGGAUGGACUGAUAGCACUACAUCCCAGGGGGUCACUGAUGGGGAAGUGGUUGAUCUUAGUACAACAAAAUCUCAUAGAACUGUUGUAACAAUGGAUGAAUCUACUUCCGGUGUGGUGACCAAAAUAAUAGAAGAUGAUGAAAAACCUGUUGAUCUAACUGCAGGAAGAAGAGCUGUGUGCUGUGAUGUAGUUUAUAAAUUACCUUUUGGAAGGAGCUGUACAUCCCAGCAGCCUGCAACUAAUCUUCCUGAAGAUCGUUUUGGUUAUAGGGAUGACCACUAUCAAUAUGGUCGCUCAGGGCCAUAUGGUUAUAGAGGGAUUGGGGGAAUGAAACCUUCUAUGUCUGAUACUAAUUUAGCAGAAGCUGGACAUUUUUUCUAUAAAAGUAAGAAUGCCUUUGAUUAUACUGGAGGAACUGAAGCUGCAGUAGAUCUCACUUCAGGGAAAAUAACUACAGGUGAGGUAAUGGAUUAUUCAAGCAAGACAACAGGUCCAUAUCCCGAAACACGACAAGUCAUUUCAGGAAUUGGGAUUAGUACCCCACAGUAUUCCACAGCAAGAAUGACUCCACCUCCAGGAACCCAGUAUGGUGUGGGGAGCGUUUUCAGAACAACUAACGGUGUUGUCUAUUCUUCAGUGGCAACUCCAGUACCCUCCACAUUUGCUAUCACCACACAACCUGGCUCCAUUUUCAGCACCACUGGGAGGGAUCUGUCUGGUGCACAUACCACUGAUGCAGUGACUUCAUUAUCUACCCUCCAUCAAAGCCAGCCAAUGCCUAGAUCAUAUUUCCUAACAACAGGUGCAUCUGAAACAGACAUCACAGUAACUGGCAUAGAUAUCAAUGCCAGUUUGCAGACUAUUGCUGUGGAAAAUCUGACCACUGAGACUAUAGACUCAGUUCCCACUUUAACCACAGCAUCUGAAGUGUUUUCUGAAGUGGUAGGAGAUGAAAGUGCUCUUUUAAUGGUCCCCGAGGAAGAUAAACAGCAGCAGCAGCUAGACUUAGAGCGUGAGCUCUUGGAACUGGAGAAAAUUAAGCAACAACGUUUUGCUGAGGAAUUGGAAUGGGAGCGUCAGGAAAUCCAAAGGUUCCGAGAACAAGAAAAGAUCAUGGUUCAAAAAAAGCUGGAGGAACUUCAAUCUAUGAAGCAGCACCUUCUCUUUCAGCAAGAAGAAGAAAGGCAAGCCCAGUUUAUGAUGAGACAGGAGACAUUAGCUCAGCAGCAGUUGCAGCUGGAACAGAUCCAACAGCUGCAACAGCAGCUACACCAGCAGCUAGAGGAGCAAAAGAUCCGCCAGAUCUAUCAGUAUAACUACGACCCUUCUGGAAAUGCUUCUCCACAAACCACUACAGAGCAGGCAAUUAUGGAAGGACAGUAUACUGCUCCAGAAGGCAGUCAGUUUUGGGCAACAGAAGAUGCGACCACCACAGCCUCUGCUGUCGUGGCAAUUGAAAUACCACAAAGCCAAGGGUGGUACACGGUUCAGUCUGAUGGUAUUACUCAGUACAUUGCACCUCCUGGCAUUCUUAGUACUGUCUCAGAAAUACCUCUAACAGAUGUUGUGGUGAAAGAUGAAAAACAACCCAAAAAGAGAAGUUCAGGAACUAAAGUCCGUGGACAAUAUGAAGAAAUGGGGGAAAGCACUGCUGACGACCCCCGCUGUUUUAAAAAGAUUGUGGACAGUGGUGUGCAAACUGAUGAUGAAGAUGCAGGUGAUCGUAAUUAUGCAAGUAGGCGAAGGAAAAGCAAAAAGAGUGUUGAUACAAGUGUCCAAACUGAUGAUGAAGAUCAGGAUGAAUGGGAUAUGCCUACGAGAGCAAGGAGAAAAGCUCGAGUAGGAAAGUAUGGUGACAGCACUACAGAGGCUGACAAGACCAAACCCCUUUCCAAGGUCUCCAGUAUAGCAGUUCAAACUGUAGCAGAGAUUUCUGUACAAACCGAACCUGUCGGAACCAUAAGAACACCUUCGAUACGAGCGCGCGUGGAUGCCAAGGUAGAAAUAAUUAAACACAUUUCAGCACCUGAAAAGACCUACAAAGGGGGCAGUUUAGGAUGUCAAACAGAAGCAGAUUCAGACACACAAAGUCCUCAAUAUCUGAGUGCCACAUCUCCACCCAAAGACAAGAAACGCCCAACACCUUUAGAAAUUGGUUACUCAUCUCACCUCCGAGCAGAUUCCACACUACAGCUGGCUCCUUCCCCACCCAAAUCUCCAAAAGUCCUUUAUUCACCCAUCUCACCACUUUCACCAGGCAAAGCCUUAGAAUCAGCCUUUGUACCUUAUGAAAAACCCCUCCCUGAUGACAUAAGUCCACAGAAAGUAUUGCAUCCAGAUAUGGCUAAAGUUCCCCCAGCAAGUCCUAAGACAGCCAAGAUGAUGCAGCGGUCCAUGUCAGACCCCAAGCCUCUGAGUCCAACAGCAGACGAAAGUUCCAGGGCUCCUUUCCAAUAUACCGAGGGCUACACGACAAAAGGUUCUCAAACCAUGACACCAUCUGGAACUCCAAAGAAAGUUAAAAGGACUCUGCCAAAUCCACCUCCUGAAGAGACUUCCACAGGAACUCAGUCAACUUAUAGCACAAUGGGCACGACUUCCAGGAGAAGGAUCUGCAGAACCAACACUAUGGCACGGGCAAAGAUUCUCCAGGAUAUAGACAGAGAACUUGAUCUUGUGGAAAGAGAAUCUGCAAAGCUUAGAAAGAAGCAAGCAGAACUUGAUGAAGAGGAAAAGGAGAUUGAUGCCAAAUUACGGUACCUGGAAAUGGGAAUUAAUAGAAGGAAAGAAGCAUUAUUAAAGGAGAGAGAAAAGAGAGAGAGAGCUUACCUACAGGGAGUAGCAGAAGAUAGGGAUUAUAUGUCUGACAGUGAAGUGAGUAGCACAAGACCAACCCGAAUAGAAAGCCAGCAUGGCAUAGAGCGACCUAGAACUGCACCCCAAACUGAAUUCAGCCAAUUUAUGCCACCACAAACCCAAACAGAAGCUCAACUAGUUCCUCCUACAAGUCCUUAUACCCAGUACCAAUACUCUUCGCCUGCCCUCCCUACCCAAGCACCUACUCCUUACACGCAACAAUCCCAUUUUCAGCAACAAACUUUAUACCAUCAGCAAGUUUCACCUUAUCAAACUCAGCCAACAUUUCAGGCUGUGGCAACAAUGUCCUUUACACCUCAAGCGCAACCUACACCAACUCCACAACCAUCAUAUCAGUUGCCAUCACAGAUGAUGGUAAUACAGCAAAAGCCAAGGCAAACUACAUUAUAUUUGGAGCCUAAGAUAACUUCAAACUAUGAAGUGAUUCGCAACCAACCACUAAUGAUAGCACCUGUUUCCACUGAUACUACAUAUGCAGUUUCCCAUCUUGGCAGCAAGUAUAAUAGCUUAGACUUGAGAAUAGGAUUGGAAGAAAGAAGUAGCAUGGCAAGCAGCCCAAUAUCAAGCAUAUCUGCAGAUUCCUUCUAUGCAGAUAUUGACCACCAUACUUCACGAAAUUAUGUCUUAAUCGAUGACAUUGGAGAGAUUAACAAGGGGACAGCAGCAUUAAGCACUACGUUUAGUCUUCAUGAGAAAGAUUUGUCGAAAACAGACCGUCUCCUUCGAACCACUGAAGCACGUAGGUCUCAAGAUGUGACAGAUUUUCUAGCACCUUUACAAUCUUCUUCCAGGUUGCACAGUUAUGUGAAAGCUGAGGAAGAUCCAAUGGAGGAUCCUUAUGAGUUAAAACUUCUGAAACAACAGAUUAAACAAGAAUUCCGAAGAGGAGCAGAGAGCUUAGAUCAUCUUGCUGGACUUUCCCAUUAUUAUCAUGCUGAUACUAGCUAUAGACAUUUUCCAAAAUCUGAAAAAUAUAGCAUUAGUAGGCUCACACUAGAAAAGCAAGCAGCAAAACAACUGCCAGCAGCCAUCCUUUAUCAAAAGCAGUCAAAGCAUAAAAAAUCAUUGAUUGACCCUAAAAUGUCAAAAUUUUCACCUAUUCAAGAAAGUAGAGACCUGGAACCUGACUAUACAAGCUAUAUGACUUCAAGCACCUCAUCGAUUGGUAACAUUUCUUCAAGAGCAAGGCUUCUUCAAGAUGAUAUUACUUUUGGCCUCAGAAAAAAUAUUACAGAUCAACAGAAAUUUAUGGGCUCAUCUCUUGGCUCAGGACUAGGCACAUUAGGAAAUACCAUAAGGUCUGCUCUUCAGGAUGAAGCAGAUAAGCCAUACAGUAGUGGGAGUAGAUCAAGACCCUCUUCCAGACCUUCUUCUGUCUAUGGGCUUGAUUUAUCAAUUAAAAGAGAUUCAUCAAGCUCUUCCCUGAGACUCAAAACUCAAGAAGCUGAAGCUCUAGAUGUAUCCUUUAGUCAUGCAGCCUCUUCUGGCAGAAGUAAGCCGACAAGUUUGCCAAUUAGCCAGAGCAGAGGAAGAAUACCAAUAGUGGCCCAGAAUUCUGAAGAAGAAAGUCCACUCAGUCCCGUUGGCCAGCCAAUGGGAAUGGCUAGGGCUGCAGCAGGGCCCCUCCCACCAAUAUCUGCAGAUACAAGAGAUCAAUUUGGAUCAAGUCAUUCCUUACCAGAAGUUCAGCAACACAUGAGAGAAGAGUCCCGAACUCGAGGUUAUGACCGUGAUAUCGCAUUCAUCAUGGAUGAUUUCCAACAUGCUAUGUCAGACAGUGAAGCCUAUCACCUACGUCGGGAAGAAACAGAUUGGUUUGACAAACCCAGGGAAUCUCGUUUGGAUAAUGGGCAUCUGGAUCGAAAGCUGCCUGAGAGAUUAGUCCACUCUAGACCACUUAGUCAACAUCAAGAGCAAAUUAUACAGAUGAAUGGGAAGACUAUGCACUACAUUUUUCCUCAUGCAAGGAUAAAAAUAACAAGAGACUCUAAGGAUCAUACAGUUUCAGGUAAUGGAUUAGGAAUUAGAAUUGUGGGUGGUAAAGAAAUACCUGGACAUAGUGGAGAAAUUGGAGCCUAUAUUGCCAAGAUUCUUCCAGGGGGAAGUGCAGAACAGACAGGGAAACUCAUGGAAGGGAUGCAAGUAUUGGAAUGGAAUGGAAUCCCUUUGACUUCUAAGACAUAUGAAGAAGUGCAGAGUAUCAUAAAUCAACAAAGUGGGGAAGCAGAAAUAUGUGUAAGACUGGACCUUAGUAUGCUAUCAGAUUCUGAAAAUCCCCAACAUUUGGAACUUCAUGAACCACCAAAAGCUUUGGACAAAGCAAAAUCCCCAGGGGUUGAUCCCAAGCAGUUAGCUGCAGAACUCCAGAAGGUCUCUCUACAACAGUCACCAUUAGUAAGGUCUUCAGUGGUUGAAAAAGGAUCUCAUGUUCAUUCAGGCCCUACAUCAGCAGGAUCCAGUUCUGUUCCCAGCCCAGGGCAACCUGGGUCUCCAUCAGUCAGCAAAAAGAAACACAGCAGCAGCAAGCCUACUGAUGCAACAAAGGUUGUUUCUCAUCCAAUUACAGGAGAAAUUCAGCUUCAAAUCAACUAUGAUCUUGGUAAUCUCAUCAUACACAUCCUACAAGCAAGAAACCUUGUCCCUCGAGACAACAACGGUUAUUCUGAUCCUUUUGUUAAAGUGUAUCUUCUUCCAGGAAGAGGUCAAGUCAUGGUUGUCCAGAAUGCAAGUGCUGAGUACAAGAGGCGGACUAAGUAUGUUCAGAAAAGUCUUAAUCCUGAGUGGAACCAAACAGUAAUCUAUAAAAGUAUCUCCAUGGAACAGCUCAAGAAGAAAACACUGGAGGUGACAGUCUGGGAUUAUGAUAGAUUUUCUUCCAAUGACUUCCUCGGUGAAGUAUUGAUUGAUUUGUCUAGCACAUCUCACCUUGAUAACACUCCGAGGUGGUAUCCUCUCAAAGAGCAGACUGAAAGCAUUGACCAUGGAAAAUCCCAUUCUAGUCAAAGCAGCCAGCAGUCCCCAAAGCCAUCUGUCAUCAAAAGUAGAAGCCAUGGUAUCUUCCCUGACCCAUCAAAGGACAUGCAGGUUCCGACCAUUGAGAAAUCCCAUAGUAGUCCUGGUAGCUCGAAGUCUUCAUCGGAAGGUCACCUCCGCUCUCAUGGACCAUCUCGCAGUCAAAGCAAAACCAGCGUUACUCAGACCCACCUGGAAGAUGCGGGGGCUGCUAUAGCCGCUGCAGAGGCCGCCGUGCAACAACUCCGCCUUCAACCAACAAAGCCUACCAAUCACCGGCCUGCAGAAAGCUCCGCAUCCACUGGCUCCUCUGGCUGCAGCUUUGGCAGUGGAUAUAGCGUGGACAAUGAAGGAAGCAGCAGCACUGCAGGGGAGACUAAUCUAUUUCCUAUUCCAAGGAUAGGGAAGAUGAUGCAGAAUGGGCAAGAGCCUGUAAAGCAGCCAGGAAUUGGAGUAGGACUGACUGACACUGAAGUUAAAACUCAGGUAAUGGGAGAAAUCAAGAUUGCACUAAAGAAGGAAAUGAAGACAGAUGGCGAACAACUAAUUGUUGAAAUUCUCCAAUGCAGAAAUAUAACCUACAAAUUUAAAUCCCCUGAUCACUUACCAGAUUUAUAUGUGAAAAUAUAUGUGAUAAACAUCGCUACCCAAAAGAAGGUGAUCAAGAAAAAAACAAGAGUAUGUAGACAUGAUCGAGAGCCUUCUUUCAAUGAAACUUUCAGAUUUGGUCUAAGUCCUGCAGGACAUUCUCUUCAGAUUUUACUUUUCUCCAAUGGAGGGAAGUUUAUGAAAAAGACCUUGAUUGGCGAAGCCUGUAUCUGGCUUGACAAAGUGGAUCUGAGAAAAAGAAUCGUCAACUGGCACAAACUUUUGGUCAGUCCUACUCAAACGCAUUGAAGAACUUUGUCUGCUCAAUAUAUAGUAACUGCUCUAAUCUCAAAUAAAGACUAUAGUUUGUUUUGAAAACUAAAUGUAAGAGGAAGAACAAAUAUUUAAAAAAUGCUAAAGUCUUGUAAUUUAUUAUUGUGGAACACAAAGAAAAAAACUAUGAGAAAAAGAUUCAAAUGUUAAAGUCAAAGGAAAAAAGAAGCUCAAUAACUGGGACUCUUGUUAUUGUCAAGAAAAACAGUAAGAAUAAUUUAAUUACUGAAUGUAAAAAGUGGUAUUGAACUAAAGCUAAAGACAGAGGCCCAAAAUUAAUAUGAUUUCUUAAAUAUGAAACUACCUUGGUUGAGAGAACUUAUGUAAAAAUUUCAAUUUUCAGAUGUUCAAAAAUAUUAUUCAUCUCAGAAAUCUUACUGUUUUGAGAUUCUAAAAUAGGUUACACCUAAAAUAUCUGUCUGAGACUCGAAAAAGUCAGUGAAUUUAUAGGGGGAAAUAUACAGAGAAUGUGGAAAUUAUGCCAUUUAGAAAUUUUAUGUAGAUUUUCUCUGUAUUUAAAUAUGACAGGUGUGAAAUCACUUUUAGAAUCCAUAUAUAAAAAUCACAGUAAUAUCCUUUGAAAUAAUCUAGGUACUAAUAAUUUGAAGUGGAAUUACAUUUAUCUAAAAUUAAACCAUAAUUGGCUAACAAAAAUGUUGCCUACAGAUCAUUGGAAACUUAGUUCAAAACACCUGAAUUUGUAACUUACCUUUAAGACAUUUUAAAUUUCCUUAAUUCCUGGAUUACAUUUGUGUGUUCUAGUAGCAUGAUAGCUUAUUCUUUGUGUAACUAUAAAUAAAGUUACUGUUGUGAAAAGUUCUUUCCUCUUUUAGUGAUGUUCUGGCAGAGGGAAAAUUCUUCCUCUGGCAAUUAAAUCAUUUUGUGACACUAAUUAAAUGUUUAAAAUCUCCCUUUCUUCUAUAACUUUUUUUCUGAACACACUGAGAGUUGAAUGAAAACAUUGAGGCCAAAGUUCUCUCUAGUGGUCUAUUUUCCUUCUUUGGUAAUUAAAUGCACCAGUGUUUUGAAAAUGUAAAAAGUAAGCAUUCCAUUGAGACUAAAUAUACUUUGAAUUAUCUUAAUAUUAUAAAAUAAAUAUUUUAUAUAGGACAAAAGGAUGAAUGUUUAAGUCUUUCAAAUGAAGUAUCCUCUUCUCCAUAAAAGAUAACAAAACUAACCAAAAAACUUACCUGGACAUUUGCCUUCCACAGGGCCAAACCUGGUUGGAUCCCCAUCAUCCCAUGCCAGGAGUAACCCCUGAGUGCCUCUGGGUGUGGCCUAAUCCCCCCACGCCUCCCAAAUAAAAGUUACCUGGAGUUGUAGGAAACACUAAACUAAGAUUAAAAGCCUGGUUUCUGGUCUGGCUUUUGUCCCUGACUAUGUCAAUUUACAUAAGUUAAUUAAAUUCAAUUUUCCUCAGUUGAUUAAUUUUCAGGGUAAAAAUAAUUAUAUAUUUCUAACCUUGCUAAUGGAAAUUUGGAAUGAUUAACUCAAAGAUGUAUGAAAGUAAGUGAAAGCACAUUUUCAAAUAUGGCAUCAUAUAACCACAUAACUGAGGAAUCAUUAAUCUAUAACUAUUUAUUUCUCAAAGUUUAUAUAUAAAAAUAACAUCUUUCACAUCAGUAUAUUUUCCCAAAAUAAUAUUUUCCUUAAACUAUAAACUUUUACACAACUAGUGUAAAGGGUGAUAUUAAAUGGAAGUAAUUUUCUAAUUGGGUUAUUAUAAAUUAAAUAAUGUAACUGAUCUUCAGUAUUCUCAGACUAGCCAAAAGUAACUGAAGAUACCCAAACCACUCUCAUUUUAAAAGCUGCUUUUUUAUUCAAGAAUGAGGUUGUAGUUGGAUUAGAGAAAUUAUCUCCAAGUACUUUGGUUGGAUAUUGAAUUUUCUCAUUUUUAAGAAAAGCAUGCUUUAAUUUGAGAGAAUUUAUUAAAGCAAUAUAUUUAAAAGAAAAGAAUUUCUACUAAAUUCCAAAUCUUACUAUAGUCAUAAAGUAAUAAAAAUGUAUCUUAUAAUUAAUAAAACACAAUUUUGUCCCCUCUGCUGCUUAUCCCCCUCUCUUGAUUGGUAUUGCAAUGUCCUUUAUCAUUGCAAUUGCUCUAACUGAGCACGGAGAGGGGAUUGCUAGAGAUUUUAUAUUGCUAGGUUUUUAUUUUUAGAGACAACUAAGUCUGCUGAUGGUUGCCAUGGAUAUUUCCAGCAGAAGUUAGCACCUUAGAAAGCAUAUAAUCAUCCCUCAUAACUGGGGAAGAAACGUUUUCAGGAAGAUCUUCACAUGAUAACUGUUAGCUGCCCUUAAAAGGAAACUCAGGCCACAUUACUUCAUUCUCUUUGGCAGCAACUCACAUCCAGAGGUAUGCAGGAGAGGUUUUAAGACCAGGUUGCUAAUUUCAUUUCAUUUGGAGGUGCCACAAGAAUAAAGAUCAUCUCUUGGUAGUUAGGAGACUUUUACUUCUAGGUACCUUUCUGUUACAAGGAACAAGAGAAGGUUCAGUGCAUUAAGAAAGCUAAUGAUAGGGCUUCUUUUUGAGCACCAGCAUCCCCCUUCAGAAAGCGAAAGAUCCUGCCAAAGUGUGCCAAGCUUGCGGCUGACUAAACUCCUGAAUUGUACUGGAAUUAUUCUAUGCAACACUGAUCCUUUUAAGAAUGCAUUUCUUCUGAAUGAUUAUCCUUCUUACAACAAUUUAUUUUUUAAAGGCAAAUGGGGCUCUUAGUGUUUUUUACUUUUUUGUAUUUAUCAUAGCACAUGAUUUUCCACUUUUUAUUUUAUUUACUUUGGGGGAAUUGGCUUUUUAUUAAUCUAGUAGCAACAAAGUUUAUAAUGUCUAAAUAUUGUGUGAUUAAUCCAAUUACAGCUCAUAUCUCGAAAAGCAUCUUGAUAUUUUCUCAUAAGUUCAUUGAAUCAUCAGAGAUUGAAAUUGUUUAAUGGUUUAAAAAUUGGUACUAAAAUUCUUUUAGUUGUAGAAGCAAAAGCACAGAAUACAUUUUUACAAAAGACAGGGAAUUAUAGAAUGAUCAUUUCAGAAACAUGUAACACAUGAAGCAAGAAGUUGAUUUGUCCCUGUUUUUAUUUGAGAUAAGGAAAUGUUUGGUAACUCAACUUAGUUUAUCAUUUCAGUAUAAAUGAAAGUCAGUAAUCUAAGACUAUGGGGCAGGGAUUUUGCUCCUUAAUGUUGCUCAUAUUAUAAUUAAUCAUACUAACUACAUGCAUACAUUCUGCAUAGAAGUAAACUUAAGUUUUGUAUCACACAUAUUAUAUUUAAAGACACAUUGUGUGAAUAUUAUAGCUGGUAACCAGCUGCUACUGAUUCUUACUAUAGGAACAUUUGUGAUGAUAGUUAUGAUAGUGGUAGCAACAUUAGAUUGGUGGUGGUGUGAAGUAAAAUAAAAUUAGAUGCUUUCUUGUGCCCAAUUUAUCAGGAAUUAUUGAUCAAUGCUUCAUUUCAUUAAGAUAUCAUAAAGAUGUUUAUAGUAUUUUUUUACUUUAUUUAAAUCAUAACAAUAUUUUUAAAAACUUAUUUUCAUUGCUAUAUUGUCUAAUAUUCCAAAUGCAGCCAAUAACAGUUAAUAUGUGUUUUUAACUCUACAUGUGAAAGAAGGGAUUUUCCCUCAUUUUUUUUGAGCUUAGAUGGAAAUGAAUGAGCUCAAUGAAUAAUUAUGAAGUGUCUAUAUUAAUCACUUGUCUUUGUUGUAAUGCUAGAGAGAAUGAAUGAAACAGAUAUUUUUAUCUAUCAUUGUUGUUUUAUGUCUAUUCCAUGUUGUUGCUAUUCUUAAAGAUACUCGUUGAAACAAAUUCACUUAAUUAAAUGACCCCCUUAUCUGAUAGGUAGCAUUUUCUAUACAUAACUAUAUAUUUCAUAAUAUAGACAAAGUUGAAAUAUUAAUAUGAUUUGACAUUAAGCAUGUGAAUAUGAUAUUGUUUAAUUGUGUGCACAUUUGUUUAGUGAUGUGAUCAGGUGCUCCCACUACUGAUAAAUGUGUGUGCUGAUAUUCUAACAAAAACACAUCUGAGUGAAAGGGAAACAAUCUUGUCUUAUAAAAUAAAACCAUAAUAAAAUUUGUUUCAAAAUAUAAUAAAGUACUCGGAUAUGUCUUGUUUCUGAUUAUGUAUUGCAUGCUGUGUUGGUGAUUUGCUAAUAUGUACUUUUUACCACUUUACCAAAAUCUCUCUAGGAAAUAUAUUGAGCAAGUUAAAUCCUUGAGUUAAGGAUUGUACAAAUUAAACUAAAAUACACAAGAAUUGUACAAAAAAAAAAAAAAAACAAUGCUUGUAAAAAUGUCUUGAGAUUACUUGUAAAUCUGUCUUGAAAUUACUUAAGAUUACUUUAUGUAAAAAUGUCUUGGUUUUGUGAUUGUAUACAAGAUGUUAUCUUGAUAACUUAUGCAAAUUGUGCUGUAUGAAGGUCCUUGUCUCAGCCUUACUAAUAAAUAUUGAAAAUAUGAACUGA